AUCCAUUAUUUGAUUCUUGAUAUCUUCUCUCUUGGCAGUACCUAUAAAUCAUUUUGUGCUUCACGUGUUAAAUUUAGUUAGCAUGAUAAAAUAAGACACAGUAGACCUAUCCACCUUUUAAUUGUAGUAUAACGUAGAAGUUAUAAGUGCAUUUAAAUUGUUGUGAAAUUAUUACAUAUUUCAGUAAAAAAUGACCGAAAAAUCCCCAAAAACUAACUGGUACUUAUAUUUUUCUGUAUUUUCAGCAAACUUAGCUGUUUUUGCUGGUGGAGGCUGUUGGACGUGGACUUCACCGAUUCUGCCAAAACUGAAAUCCGAAGACAAUAGUGUUAAUGUUCUUGGCCGCCCUAUAACUGUAGAAGAAGAAACAUGGCUUGUAUCAUUUAUGCAAGUGGGUUUAGUUUGCAGUACUCCGGUCUCUUUGUUUCUACAUAAGUUCUUUACUAAGAAAAGCGUAUUGUUGAUCGUCAGUAUUCCUCUUGUGCUGGCCCAUAUUUUACUCAUGUUUCCUGAUAAAAUUGGCUAUUUCUUUGUAGCCAGAUUUUUUAUGGGUAUGACUACAGGCUCUUUGUGGACCGUUCUGCCAAAUUAUGUUGCCGAAAUAGCCCAGGAUAAUAACAGAGGAUUUUUCGGUACGAUGGCAGGAGUUAUGGGUGCCGCAGGAAGCAUGGUAUCCUAUUUGGUUGGACCUUACUUAACGUUAUGGAGUUUCAGCAUAGUAAACCUGGUACCUUUGGUUUUAUUUUAUGUUUUCUACGGUUUCUUUUCUCCAGAUAGUCCGUACGACUUGAUUAUAAAAGAAAAGCUGGUAAAGGCUGAAAAAAGCUUAUCAAAACUUCGUUUUAAUUCCAACGUUGAAAAAGAAUUAAGCGACAUUGCUAGUUCCAUUAAGUCUGGAAAUGAUAAAACAUUCAUGGAUUUGUUUAAAGACAGGGGACUAAAAAAAGCUUUAAAGAUUUGCCUGUUUUUAAUGGCCUUCCAGCAAUUAUCAGGUAUUGGUGCUGUUGUUUCUUACACUGAAACCAUUUUCCAGAUGGCUGGAAGUGUUAUAAGAUCAGACAUUUCCGCUAGUGUAGUUGGUAGCGUAUCGUUACUCUCUGUUCUAAUUAGUAGUCGCUUAAUAGAUACUAUGGGUAGAAAAAUACUUCUUGUCAUAUCAUGCACUCUGGCUUUUAUUUCUUUAUCAGCAUUAUCAGUUUAUUUCUUUCUUUACGAUAACGGUAUAGAUACUUCACCAAUAUUCUGGAUACCAAUUGUCAGUUUGAUAUUGUAUAUUCUGGCGUUCAAUAUAGGUUUGGCAGCUCUUCCAUGGGUAAUACUAGGUGAAGUGUUUUCAUCCAGUGUUAAAAACAGUGCUUCCUUUAUUGUGUGCAUCACAAAUUAUGUAAUAUGUCUGGGUGUGACUAUAAGCUUUUCUUAUUUAGUGCAGCUGGCUGGAAUAGGUAGUACUUUUCUUAUUUUUGCUGUAAUAAUGCUAACGGGAGCAAUAUAUUGUUGUACUGUAGUCCCCGAAACAAAAGGAAAAAGUUUUCAGGAUAUUCAAGUAAUGUUGAAUGUUAAAAGUUAAUUUAACAAACUAUAAAUAAAAAUAUUAUAUCUUUGUCUAUAAUAAUUGUAAAAAAAUACUCCGAUGUUGUAAUAUAGUGUGUUAAUUCUUCA
This is a messenger RNA of Sitophilus oryzae (rice weevil), 1659 nucleotides long. RefSeq names its product facilitated trehalose transporter Tret1-like. Bases 191 to 1567 code for a protein of 458 amino acids. The record is from RefSeq and is a predicted model, not a curated record. The transcript is spliced from 2 exons. Lineage: Eukaryota; Metazoa; Arthropoda; Insecta; Coleoptera; Curculionidae. Gene Ontology annotation, cellular component: membrane. Gene Ontology annotation, molecular function: transmembrane transporter activity. Gene Ontology annotation, biological process: transmembrane transport.